Molecule: messenger RNA, 6038 nt
Organism: Bicyclus anynana (squinting bush brown)
Lineage: Eukaryota; Metazoa; Arthropoda; Insecta; Lepidoptera; Nymphalidae
Gene: Nt5c
Product: 5'-nucleotidase domain-containing protein 3
Exons: 9
Coding region: 776-2311 (511 amino acids)
Molecular function (GO): 5'-nucleotidase activity
Source: RefSeq, a predicted model, not a curated record
AAAAGAUUUUUAAAGUUACAAUGUUUAAAAACCGCUACAAUUCAAUGAUAAAGAGGCGAGACUCAUCACCGCUAGGUAGUGGUUCGAUUCCCGCCUGCUAGAGUUUUGUAUUUAUUAUAGAUUUUAGUAGCCACUCCUAAGUCCUAACAUGGUAUUUUCCGAAUAAUUCGAGGGGAACGGGAGUAUUGGUCACAACUAUUAAUAUAUUUGUGUUAUAAUAUAAUAAUGAUAAAUAUUAUUAAAAUUUAAUUACAUAUCUUCAUGUGACCAGCAGUCCACCAUCGAAUUUUUCACGUCGUAUGUGUCGUUGGAGUGGUGCAUAAAGUGGUGCACACUAUAUUUAUGCUGAUUAUUUGUUUCUGCAAGAUAAGGUAACUUUAAUUUGUUUAUAUGAUUUUUUAAAUUUGGCGGGCGAUUUCAGUCUCUACUUUCAUUAGCCAAACUCUAGGCAAGCGCCGCGUCUACGGGACUUGGUUUUGAGACUUAUCUAUGGGCUAUAGAAAUAUGUCACAACUCAGACAUUGAAUCGAGUUAAUGACAUUGACAAUUAUGAAUUUUGAAGUCUGUGGUCCAGUCGCUAAAAUAAAUUGAUGGGAUGUGCACGUGUUAGAGUGAUAAAUGAAAAUGGAUACUUUACAAAUCGUCAAAUUAUGCAACAAUAUUAACUAGUUUUAGUGGACAUAUAAAUUUAAUUGUAUUUUUUAUACAAAUCUUUUGAAUACGUCAUGUUCACAUAAAUAAAAUAUUUAGAUUUUUUAGUUUUAAAAGAAUAAAAAUGACUUUGUGUAAGUCAAUAGGAGGUAUUUUAAAAUAUAAUCGCAGUUUAUCACGAAAAAAAUUAAAUAACAGCUGUGAUAUAACAUCAAGGAAUUUCUCUACUCGUGAACUGUUAAAAGAAGCAUACUGUCGUACGAAAUUGAAAUGUAGAUCAAAGAAGCUGCCUCAAGAUGUCAACCCACAGGGAGUGUUUGCCUGUAAUGAACUGGAUCUUUCAGAAGUUAAAGUGUAUGGUUUUGAUUAUGAUUAUACUUUGGCACAUUACAAACCUACCUUGGAGCAUUUAUUGUAUAAUCUGGGCAGGGACAUGCUAUUGGAUAAAUAUAAGUAUCCAUCAGAAAUCGCAAAAUUGGAAUACAAACCAGAUUUUGCGGUACGUGGUUUGCACUAUGACAUUGAAAAGGGUUUGCUUCUAAAGUUGGACUCCUUCCUUCAAAUACAAUUUGGUGCUAUAUACAGAGGACUGACGCCUGUAUCAACAGAUGAAAUUCUUAAAAUAUAUAGGAAUAGAAUCAUCCCCAUUGCAUAUGUGGAAGGUGAUACAAGAGCACAUAAAGCAAACCGAGCGAAAAUGGUACACCUCGCAGAUUUGUUUUCUGUGCCGGAAAUGGGCUUACUGUGUAAUGUUGCGGAAUUCUUCAUUAAAAAUCACAUCGACUAUCACCCAGAAAUAUUGUUUUUAGAUGUUAAGAACUCAGUACAAAGUUGCCAUCCAAUAAUGCACAAGAUUGUCGCACAAAAUUUGGAGGAAUACAUAAGACCAAAUGUGGAUUUAAAAAAAUACUUUCAACUUUUGCAAGAAAACGACAAAAAGCUGUUCUUGGUCACUAACAGCCCGUUUCAUUUUGUUAACGCGGGCAUGGAAAUGUUGGUGGGCCCUGACUGGCGGGAUUUCUUCGACGUAGUGAUCGUGAACGCGAACAAGCCGAAGUUCUUCACGGAGGUGUCUCGUCCGAUCCGCGUGUUCGACAAAACCGCCAACACGCACAUUUGGGAGAAAGUCACCGCUUUGGAGAAAGGCACCAUCUACUAUGAGGGUACAGUAAAGCAGCUGCAGGACCUUACGGGCUGGAGCGGCCACCAAGUGCUGUACUUCGGCGACCAUCCCUACAGCGACCUCGCCGACGUCACACUCGAGCACGGCUGGCGAACGGGCGCCAUUAUCAACGAGCUUACGCACGAGAUAAACACUUUGAACACGCCUUCGUUUAAAGAAAACGCGAAUUGGCUUCAAAUGCUGACUCAGCUCAUUGAAGACCAUCAGGAUUACAAGGAACCAGAGGCAAUAGAAGUCAUAUCUGGAUGGAUGACAGAAAGGGACUACCUCAGAAAUGCCACAAAAGCAGUAUUCAACCCUCAGUUCGGUAGCGUUUUCCGUACAUACCACAAUCCUACGUAUUUUUCGAGGCGAUUGUUCCGCUUCGCCGAUAUCUACACUUCGAACAUUAGGAAUCUUCUCAAUUAUUCCUUAACCCACACCUUCUACCCACGACGCGGUGUUAUGCCACACGAAUAUGGCUCGUAUUUCGUUUGAAUAAGAGUUGUAGAUAAGUUAAUAACGUUUUUUUUUGUUAUAUAGUUGAUUGUUUUUAUUGUUCAAUUAUUUUGGAUUUUUUUAUUGUUAGGUAAUUUUUAGGUGCCAUUUUAUAGAAAUAUAUAUAAAUUCAGAUUUUAUAUCUUACUAGAAAUAAUAUUAGCGAAGUCAUUAUGAGUUUAUGUACAUAUGUAAUUGUAUUAUUAUUAGUUGUUUAAGCUAAUUUAUUUCACAUAUUACCUGUAAUAGUCAGGAAUCCGCAGAACAUUUUGUACAAUUGAUCGAUCGAUAAACUUAUUAUUUGCAAAAAUUCUUGAUUGUGGUAGUUAACUGAGUUACCAAGAAAUGAAAAUUUCUGAGCAUCGAAACGAGAUGUACCACGCAAUUUCAAUUAAGCUAAUUUAUUUCUUAUAUUACCUGCAAUAGUCAGAGAUCCGCAAAACAUUUUGUACAACUGAUUACUAUCAACUUAAUUUUUCGUGAGUAGCUUCAUCUCGAUGAGACAAUCAACUUUUUUAUUUAAGUACAAAAAUUCUUGAUGCUGGUAGCUAACUGAGUUACCAGUAAAUAAACCGUUUUUUUUACUGUUGCUUGAUUAAUAGUUAUACAAUUUAACAGCCACAACGUCCUACAAAAUGCGUGGUACAUUAUUUCGUUUCGUCUUACAAAACGCGAAAGCUUAGGCCAACUCAUUAUCUAUCUUAAAUUUGUAAGCGUAGUAUUUCUGGUACAUUUUCUCGAUUUAUAUCAAUGCACUCUGAGGUGUUUUUAUAUGAAAAUACAUGCAUUGUGAAACUAUUAAUUUACAAAUUUCAAAGAAGACAUUCAAACAUAAACCUUAGCAUUUAUAACAUACUAGUAACAUGUAGGGAUAGGUUCUAUACAUGCCAAUCUCAAUUGAAAGAUCUAUGUAUGUUUAAUAAUUAAAAAUGUAUAGAUAUAAAUUUUACACCACCUGUUGUUAAUGCAAUUGUCGAGAAAAGUUUUUAUAAUUUGUAUAUUUAAGAACUUAUUUGUGUGUGUGUGUGAUUAUACAAAACUUUGAUGAAAAUGUGGCAUAGAAUUAUUAAUUCGCGUAACAUGUGACUUGUUUUCAUAUAGCAGGGUCCUUGUUUUAUAAUGGAUCAAAAGCAAAACAUUACAUUUUUAAAGUAGUAAGGCAAAAUUAUAGGUCCAUGGGCCAAAGAAAUUAUACUCUUGGCGAUAAUUAAAAUCGGUCAUUUUGUGAUCUGUGGCGUUUCAACAAAAAUUUUUAAAAUCUUGUGACCAAGUUAUAGUUUUUACGGAUGGAAUUUUUCCAAAACUAUUCAAAUUAGUUUUAGAUAAUUAGGUGGUUACCAUUUGCGUUUUAUCCAUUAAUAACGAGCACCGUGUAGAGUUGGGAUCAUGGAUAAAAAAGUCUGAUUAAAACUUUUGUUCGACAUUGACUGUGAGUUGUUCCAGCCAUGCUCGACUAGCGCUAACGAAGCUUGUGUCUUGUGUGUCUAUUACUAAGAACUCUCAAAGUAUUCGUGUUCUAAGAUUCUAGUCAAGUGUAUUUCCUAAAAAAAUAAUACGUGACGUAUUGUAAAGUCCGGACGCUCAGAGAUUGCGUUUCUGACGGGUCGUGAUCGAUUGGGCAAUGUAACUGUUUGUCUUUGUAGUGAUGAUACAAAAUAAUGAGAAGCAAUUGUAAUUGAAUAUGUUUGCCCAUUUGAUGACGACUUGUCAGAAAUGCGAUUUCUGAGCGGCCGGAUUUUACCUGAUAGGAUCUUAAGGAAAUCAAGCACAGUAUUUAUAUUAUGUUCGCCAUAACUAUAUAGUCGAUAAGUCAGAUAUUUGUCGAUUUAAUUGUUAAAAUAAACGCAUUGGUAUGAUAAUUGUUUAGUUACUAAGUGUAAGUUUUUAAGAAUUAAUCGAACUGAUUUCGAAAAACCAAACCUCGUUUUAUUUUGUGCACUUCUCUAACAUAACUGACUACGGUUAAGUUUUUUUAUAUAUUAAAUAUUUUAAUUUUUAAAAUAAAUCUUAUUAAUCAUGUGGUGCAGUUUUAUCAAGUUAAAUUUCUGUAAAAAAAAGAUUUCGUGAUAUUUCUAUGAGUAGUUUUUUUUUUUAUAUUUUUAAAAACGAAAUGUACAGCUAUACCUACUUAUUAGUCAGCUCAUAAUGCCCAUUUCAAAAAAUACCCUGUAUUUAAUAAAUGUAUAAUAAUUGUAAAUAAUUAUUGCAACAUAUCCUUUAUUAACUAAGACUUAUUUAUUAAGGUAAUGCCAUGAUCUUGCCUUGGCGUUUUUUUAUAAAUACAGUGUAAACACUAUAUAACGACACUGAAGGGACUGUACAUUGUAUGGUGAUAUAGAGAGUGGUCGUUAUAUGGAGACAAGAAAAAUGUACGAGUAAAACUUUUUCGUCAAUACACAGUGAUUUCCUUUUUCUAGCCAUAUUUACUAUUUGAAAGUUUGUGAGCAACUAAGAAUAUGAUAACGUCGACUUUAACUUAUUAGUCAUGGUCAACAAUCGAGUACCUACACGUGCAAUUCGUAUUUGUAAACAAAAUAAAGAAUUUCUUAGAAAGUUUUUUUUUAUGAUGCCCACAGUCGAGUUUAUUACGGGCUAGGAUAGUAAAGCGACAGAAAAACGAAGACAGCUGCGAGGUUUUUGCUUUUUAUUAGUUAACUAGCGGACACCCGCGACUUCGUCCGCGUGGAAAUUGAUUUAAACUUUCAAACCACCACCAUUUAGACCACCACUUUAGAGUUUGAAUUAAAAAAAAAUUUCACCACUUUAGAUUUUGAAUUUAAAAAAAUUUAGAAUCCCAUUAGAUUUCGUAUGAUUAUAUUUUUUAUGAUUUAUGAAAAAAAUAUAAAAAACUAACUCUUAAAAAUGUAACUAUGUAACUUUUCAUACAAACUUUCAACUUCCUAUUUCACCCCCUUCUUAUUUUAUUUUCGCAAUAAAAAGGAUCCUAUAACCUUCUCCGUAUUAUAGUCUUAAACCAUGCCAAGUUUCUUUUGGAUUUAUUCAGUAGUUUCAGCGUGAUGCCCGAAUAACAAAAAACACAGACGGACAGACAAAAAAUCGAAAAAAAAUAUGUUUAGCUUCAGUAUCGAUUGUAUAAUGCUCCCCAACAAAAAUUUUCAUGAUAUCUUCAAUGUACAGAAUGUACAAAAUGUACAGAAUUUCUAUUAUAAGUAUAGAUUCUCAAUGGCGUCCGUUAUGCCAUGUUUGGUGUUACAAAUGGUAUAAGUAAAAAAAAUCUGAAAUUGCGAAUUAUUAUAUAGAAUUCGACCAGUUUUAUUAUAAGUAUAGAUUGUCGUUAUAGAAACUGGGUGUAAGGCUAUAUAGCAUGUAUCAUGGUAUCGAAAGUAAGCUAAAUCAAUCAAAGCCAUGUGAAGUCGACGCUUUAGCGAGUUUGUCGUUAAAUCGAGUGACGUUACAUGAAGUUUACACUGUAUUUUGUUGUAAACAUCGAUUUAAAAGUAGUUAGAGAUUAACUUUAAGAUCGUUUGAUUGUUAGAACGAUGUUUUUACACGUUUAGUAGUAAGUAUUUAUUUGCCGCCCGUUCUAUUCUAGUUAGUAUAGAUUUUAGAACCGAAUGUAUUGCGAUUAUAUAACCUCAUUUGGAAGUAUUUUUAAACUUUUAUCAUUUUAUUGAUGUUUUUAAGCCAACUUGUUGUUUAACUUUAGAUAACCUUACAUGUACUGUGCCAUCUUGCUAGACAAUAAACGAAUUUCAAAUACAUAUAA